CACACACACUGAGUAGUAUCAAUAAGCUAGUAGCAGGCAAGUCUUAUUAACAACACAGAGACAGCCAGAAGCCCAGGCCUUGAGGAAAAAAAGGUCGAGUAGGGAUUCAGAAAUGAUUGUAUGACGCUGUCGUGAUUAAAUAACAACCCCCAAAACCGUGUCUGAUGUUUGAGGAGAUUCAACACACUCACUGAAAAAUGUCUAAUCUGUGCAAAAGCGGCACCAAGAAGGACACUAAGAUGAGGAUACGAGCUUUUCCUAUGACCAUGGAUGAGAGGUACGUCAACAACAUUUGGAAACUGUUGAAGAAUGCCAUCCAAGAGAUCCAGAGGAAGAACAACAGUGGACUAAGCUUUGAGGAGCUGUACAGAAAUGCCUACACCAUGGUACUGCACAAACACGGCGAGAAGCUCUACACAGGCCUACAUGAGGUCGUCUCAGAGCACAUCGUCAAUAACGUCCAAACAGACCUCCUCGAAUCCCAUAACAACAAUUUCCUGCGGAGACUAAACCAGGUGUGGAACGACCAUCAGACAGCCAUGGUCAUGAUACGAGACAUUUUAUUGUACAUGGACCGUGUGUAUGUGCAGCAGAAUAAAGUGGAGAACGUGUAUAACCUGGGCCUGAUCAUCUUCCUAAAGCAAGUAGUUGGGCACGGUUUAUUCAAAAACCGACUCCAGCAGACGCUGCUGGACAUGAUCGCCAGGGAACGGAAGGGCGAGGUGGUAGACAGAGGCGCACUUAGAAACACUUGCCAGAUGCUUAUGGUAUUGGGCUUGGAAUAUCGGUCUGUGUAUCAGGAAGUCUUCGAAACUCCUUUCUUAGAAAUGUCUGCAGAGUUCUACCAGAUGGAGAGUCAGAAGUUCCUGGCAGAGAACAGCGCCAGCGUGUACAUAAGGAAAGUAGAGGCACGGCUAAACGAAGAGAUCGAGCGAGUGAUGUACUGCCUGGACAAAUCCACAGAGGUGUCGAUCCUCGAAGUUGUAGAGUGGGAGCUCAUCUGCAAGCACAUGAAGACCAUUGUGGAGAUGGAGAACUCUGGCCUAGUCCACAUGCUGAAAAACGAAAAGACAGAAGAUCUGGCCUGUAUGUAUAGGUUAUUCGACAGGGUUGCAGAUGGGCCUAAAGUAAUGUGUGAGUGUAUGAGUCUAUAUCUGAGAGAACAGGGGAGAGCGCUGGUGUCCGAGGAGGUAGAGGGCAAGAAUCCUGUCGACUACAUACAGGGCCUGCUGGACUUGAAGACACGCUUUGACCACUUCCUGCAGGAAUCAUUUAAUAACGACCGGCUCUUUAAACAGACCAUCGCCAGAGAAUUCGAGUACUUCUUGCACCUCAACUCCCGAUCACCCGAGUACCUGUCGCUCUUCAUUGACGACAAGCUGAAGAAAGGAGUCAAAGGACUGACUGAGCAGGAGGUCGAGGGCAUCCUGGACAAGUCUAUGGUGCUCUUCCGGUUCAUGCAGGAGAAAGAUGUUUUUGAGCGUUACUACAAACAGCACUUGGCCAGAAGGCUUCUCACUAAUAAGAGCGUCUCAGACGACUCCGAAAAAAAUAUGAUCUUCAAGCUUAAGACAGAGUGUGGUUGUCAGUUCACCUCUAAACUAGAAGGCAUGUUCAGGGACAUAAGCAUCUCUAACACCACCAUGGACGAGUUCCGGCAGCACCUGCAGUCCACUGGGGUAUCUCUAGGUGGUGUUGAUCUCACCGUGAGAGUCCUGACUACAGGAUACUGGCCUACACAGUCAGCUACACCCAAAUGCAACAUCCCUCACUCCCCUCGGCAUGCCUUCGAGGUCUUUAGACGGUUUUACUUGGCCAAACACAGCGGACGGCAGCUCACACUGCAGCACCACAUGGGCUCAGCAGACCUCAAUGCUACUUUCUGUGGGCCUGUGAAAAAGAAGGAUGGCUCAGAGGUGGGUGUAGGAGGUGCACAGGUAACAGGCUCCAACACAAGGAAGCACAUACUACAGGUGUCCACCUUCCAGAUGACCAUCCUCAUGCUCUUCAACAGCAGAGAAAAGUGCACUUUUGAGGAGAUCCAGCAAGAGACAGAUAUCCCAGAGCGGGAGCUGCUACGAGCAUUGCAGUCUCUGGCGUGUGGAAAACCAACACAGCGAGUGCUUACCAAGGAGCCAAAGAGCAAAGAGAUUGAGAACGGCCACAUGUUUACAGUCAACAACCAGUUUACCUCCAAACUCCAUAGAGUGAAAAUCCAGACAGUCGCCGCUAAACAGGGGGAGUGUGACCUCGAGAGAAAAGAGACACGGCAGAAAGUGGACGACGACCGGAAACAUGAAAUCGAGGCAGCAAUAGUACGCAUCAUGAAAUCCAGAAAGAAGAUGCAGCACAAUGUCCUUGUAGCAGAGGUGACUCAGCAGUUAAGGGCACGGUUCCUCCCUAGUCCAGUGGUGAUUAAAAAGAGAAUCGAAGGACUUAUAGAAAGAGAAUAUUUGGCACGAACACCAGAGGAUCGCAAAGUGUACACUUAUGUGGCAUAGAUAUGGACACAAACAGAAGUGUGUGUGGGGAGACUACAUAUGGACUGGGAGAUUCAUUUUAACAGAUACAUUUUGAACAAAUGAAAACAAACACAAAGGAUCGGAAAUUAACAGCAAACAGAAUUAAAAGAAAAAAUCCAUUAGAAAUGUUGUGGAUGUUUUGAUUAGGCCACCAUUUGCACUUCUGUUACGGAUCUCAGCCACGGAUGGAUCCAGCUUCAAGCUUUUCACUGGUUUUUCUGUGAACAAACUGGCGUUCAAAGGAAAAGGAAUCGUAUCCCUCUGGAAAAUGUGAAUGAAGCA
Tachysurus vachellii is the source of this 2804-nucleotide messenger RNA. Its product is annotated as cullin-3-like. The record is from RefSeq and is a predicted model, not a curated record. The coding region runs from base 198 to 2501 and encodes 767 amino acids. Gene Ontology annotation, biological process: ubiquitin-dependent protein catabolic process; protein ubiquitination. Gene Ontology annotation, cellular component: Cul3-RING ubiquitin ligase complex. Gene Ontology annotation, molecular function: ubiquitin protein ligase binding. Lineage: Eukaryota; Metazoa; Chordata; Actinopteri; Siluriformes; Bagridae. The transcript has 16 exons.